AUGACCCUCGGCCACCAGCACUCUGGCCCUGUCCUGGCCCUCAUCCUGCUGGCCACGCUGCUGGGCAGUGCAGCAUGGGCUUCAGAGAUUGUUGGUGGGCGGGAAGCCAAGCCUCACUCCCGGCCCUACGUGGUGUCACUGCAGUUAAGGGACCAACACUUCUGCGGGGGCACCUUGAUCCACCCGAGGUUCGUGCUGACUGCUGCUCACUGCCUGGAGAACAUGCCCCUGGCCCUGGUGAAUGCAGUGCUCGGGGCCCACAACCUGCGGGCCUCCGAGUCCAGCCAACAGAGGUUGAACAUCACUCGUCAGUUUUCCAACAAUUAUGACCCAGAUCAGAAGCUCAAUGACAUCCUUCUCCUGCAGCUGGACCGCCCCGCCAGGCUCAACGCUCAAGUUGCAGUUGCCCCGCUCCCGCAGCAGGACCAGCAGCUGCCCCACGGCACCCAGUGCUUGGCCAUGGGCUGGGGCCGCCUGGGCACCCGUGCACCAAUGCCUCACACUCUGCGGGAGCUGAACGUCACCGUGGUCACCUUCCUGUGUCGGCCACACAAUGUGUGCACCUUUGUGCCCCGUCAAAAAGCUGGCAUCUGCUUUGGAGACUCUGGUGGCCCGUUGAUCUGCAAUGGUAUCCUCCAGGCCGUGGACUCCUUCCUGAUCCGGGAGUGUGCCACCCAGCAGUACCCUGACUUCUUCGCUCGUGUGGCCCUCUACGUGGACUGGAUUCAGUCUGUGCUGAGAAGCGCAGGGGAGGAGGGCAGCCCCUGA
Messenger RNA from Pteronotus mesoamericanus, 768 nucleotides. RefSeq names its product myeloblastin-like. Bases 1 to 768 code for a protein of 255 amino acids. Gene Ontology annotation, molecular function: serine-type endopeptidase activity. Gene Ontology annotation, biological process: proteolysis. The record is from RefSeq and is a predicted model, not a curated record. The transcript has 5 exons. Lineage: Eukaryota; Metazoa; Chordata; Mammalia; Chiroptera; Mormoopidae.